Echinostoma caproni is the source of this 396-nucleotide messenger RNA. NCBI's taxonomy places the organism in Eukaryota, Metazoa, Platyhelminthes, Trematoda, Plagiorchiida, Echinostomatidae. The record is from the annotation of a GenBank genome assembly.
GUGCUUUGUGGUCCGGAAUUCCUCGCUGCAUAUCCAUCCGUUCGUUCAUUGGUGGUGUCUGCAUUUCUCAAUCCACUGCGAUCAGUCGGUAAUGCCAUGAAAGCUAUGCCCGACACACUGGCCGAUGGAUUUAACCGCAUCCUGACCGGUGGAAGCCUGUUGGAACCAGUUAGUAUAGGUACACGACUCACACCAGAAAGUGUGCCCAGGCGUUCCGACAGUUUUGAUACUAGUCGUAGUGUGUUGAGUGGACUGGAUUCGGGCAAGGUUGGGGACACCUUGGAUCCGGUAUGUGUAACUUGCUACCCCUUCUUCUUUUUGCAAUGGAAUGUUGUGCUUUCCCCUUUAACUUUUCCUAUUGUUCAUAUAAUAUUGGUUAUACAAUGGAUUUUCUGA